UAGUUGUAUAACUUGCUCAAAAGUACAAGCUACAUAAAGCAUAGAUACCAUGGCAACCCACAAGUUACUUUGCAAUCUAAGCUUCAUCUUCCUCUUGUUCUUCCAAUUUCAUUUUGGUACGAGUGAAAUACGGUUAAAUUACUAUUCGGAAACUUGUCCUAAUGCCGAAGAAAUCAUCAAAGAACAAGUCAUAAGUUUGUAUAAUAAGCAUGGAAACACUGCUGUUUCUUGGAUAAGAACUCUCUUCCAUGAUUGCAUGGUUAAGUCAUGUGAUGCAUCAUUAUUAUUGGAGAGCAUAAAUGGAAUUCAGUCAGAAAAAAUAUCAUCAAGAAACAUGGGAAUGAGAAACUUUAAGUACAUAAACACAAUCAAAGAUGCUGUUGAGAGUGCAUGCCCCUUGACAGUUUCUUGUGCUGACAUUGUUGCUCUUUCCGCUAGAGAUGGUGCCGUUAUGUUGGGAGGACCGUGUAUUGAGAUGAAAACGGGGAGAAAAGAUAGCAAGGAAAGCCAUCUUGCGGAGAUCGAUGCAUCGCUCCCGAAUCAUAACGAUUCCAUGAUGUAUGUCCUUGCUCGGUUUCAAUCUAUAGGAAUUGAUGUCGAAGGAACAGUGGCUCUUUUAGGUGCUCACUCGGUAGGUCGAGUCCAUUGUGUCAACAUUGUUGAUAGACUAUAUCCAACAGUUGACCCAACUUUGGACCCGAACUAUGCUGAGUAUCUCAAGGGUCGUUGUCCCCAUCCUGAUCCAGACCCGAUUGCUGUGGAAUACGCGAGGAACGAUCGAGAUACACCGAUGAUCCUAGACAACAGCUACUACAAAAACCUUAUGAACCACAAGGGACUGCUUACAGUUGAUCAAGAACUUGUAUCGAACCCAAUCACAUCUCCAUUUGUUGAGAAAAUGGCAGCCGAUAACGAUUACUUUCACGAACAAUUUUCUAAGGCUCUUCUCAUAUUGUCGGAGAACAACCCGUUAAGCGAGGAGGAGGGCGAGGUUCGAACCGAUUGUCGUUUUGUAAACAAGGACUAAAAUCACUCAAAGUGUGUGUAAUUUCUGAAUUUUGUGGUAUUGUUAUCUUUGUAUGUGACAUAUCUAAGGUUAUGUCACUAAAGGUGAAUGAAUAAACUUUGUAAUUAAUAUUAUGUAUUAUUUUCUUGUUUAACGACCUUAUUUUAAAAUGUGUCACUAA
Molecule: messenger RNA, 1187 nt
Organism: Helianthus annuus (common sunflower)
Lineage: Eukaryota; Viridiplantae; Streptophyta; Magnoliopsida; Asterales; Asteraceae
Product: peroxidase 21
Exons: 5
Coding region: 50-1027 (325 amino acids)
Biological process (GO): hydrogen peroxide catabolic process; response to oxidative stress
Molecular function (GO): peroxidase activity; heme binding
Source: RefSeq, a predicted model, not a curated record